Synchytrium microbalum is the source of this 3777-nucleotide messenger RNA. RefSeq lists its product as uncharacterized. The transcript has 9 exons. Gene Ontology annotation, biological process: peptidyl-threonine phosphorylation; peptidyl-serine phosphorylation. Gene Ontology annotation, cellular component: cytoplasm; nucleus. Gene Ontology annotation, molecular function: protein tyrosine kinase activity; ATP binding; protein serine/threonine kinase activity. The coding region runs from base 1 to 3777 and encodes 1258 amino acids. The record is from RefSeq and is a predicted model, not a curated record. NCBI's taxonomy places the organism in Eukaryota, Fungi, Chytridiomycota, Chytridiomycetes, Synchytriales, Synchytriaceae.
AUGGACUCAAUUAUCACAAUCCAAGACCUAGAUGUCGAAGAAAAGCACCGCCAUUCGAGACACUCUAUUCUACCUCUUACCACGGGCUCGUCGUCUGGUCUGAACAACGCAUCUUCAAAACCUGGUUUCCUCGAACAGGGUCUCGGAAGCACGAUCAUCGCUUCUGCAUUAGCUUCCUCCCCCGAUCAUCACAGCAUGUAUAGUAGUAGUGCUGGCAGCAAUACCGCUGUCUUGAAUAUAGGCUCUAGCCCGACAAUUCUGAACAGUCACGCACCGCCAAACAAGAAUAGCAGGAAUCUGGGUAUGGGGAUCAGCACGUAUGGACUUCAGCAGCCGAGUCUCAGCAGUAAUAGUAAUAGCUCGACAUCGGCGUGGCAGCCUUCCAUACAGUCAUACCAUAAAACACACCCUCCGCAAAUACAGCUUCAGCAUCAACAGCAGCUCCCACCACCGCCAAUAUUACCUUUAUCGCUUAUUAAUGCUUCACCAGCCUCUUCUUCCUCUACUAGUACCGCAUCCUCAUCAACAUCUGCACACACUCAACAACAGCAAAAUUCAUCUCAUUCUGUAUCUCACAUAUCUUCAUCCUCGUCUCCAAUGCCGAACGACUCAACUAUAAUACCGAUGCCGUUUGGAAUGGUGAUGCCAUCAUCUCCAACGCCGAAACUGACGUCCAUGCAGCAUAAGCUGGAACGUAAACGGGUUGCGUUCAAUCAGCAGUUGAAGGAGCCUGUUAGGCCGUCUUCUAUAAAUACGGUCGCUGCUGCUGCUACGUCGGCUGGUAUGGCUAGUAAUGGUACUGGUAUUAAUACGGCGGCCAGUGUUGUGCCGCCUGAGACGACUAAUGAGAAUCGUAGUAGUAAAACGACUGAUGUGGUUAUUGAACAGAAGGGAUUUGCGCCCUAUGUGAUAGGCAAGCAUCACACGCGGAAGGAUCAUCGCAUACCUCUGACGCAAAUGAUGACACUACAACUCGUCUUUCUGUAUACCAAAUGCAAUCCCGAAUUCAAUUACGAAAAUGAACAUAAUCCUCGGCGGGUUUUGACCAAACCUUCCAAACCAGUGUACAAUGAUGGAUUUGAUAACGAAGAGUACGAUUAUAUACUCUAUGUGAAUGAUACGUUGGGGUCGGCUGAGGGUCAAAAGUAUCAGAUUUUGGAUGUGUUGGGACAAGGGACAUUUGGACAAGUAGUGAAAUGUCAGAAUCUGUAUACGAAGGAGCUGGUGGCUGUUAAGGUUAUCAAGAACAAGCCGGCGUACUAUAAUCAGUCGCUUGUGGAGGUUAUGAUUCUAGAGUUGCUGAAUGCCCAAUAUGAUCCAGAUGACAAGCAUCACCUACUGAGAAUGAAGGAUACCUUCAAUUUCAGAAAUCAUCUUUGUAUUGUUUGUGAAAUGCUCUCGGUGAAUCUAUACGAGCUCAUCAAACAAAACCAGUUUCGAGGCUUGUCGAGCAAUCUGGUUCGAAUAUUCGUCACUCAGAUGUUGGAUGCUUUGGCUGUGCUGAAUCGAGCUAAAAUCAUACAUUGUGAUUUGAAGCCUGAGAAUAUCUUGCUACAAAAUUUGGAUACUCCCUAUAUCAAGAUCAUUGAUUUUGGAUCUGCAUGCCAUGAGAAUCAAACUGUCUAUACAUACAUCCAGUCUCGAUUCUAUCGAUCGCCUGAAGUGCUGAUGGGGUUACCGUAUACCUCAUCGAUUGAUAUGUGGUCGAUAGGUUGUAUCGCUGCUGAACUGUUUCUGGGACUGCCUCUGUUUCCUGGGUCGUCAGAAUAUAAUCAGCUCAGUCGGAUUGUUAGCAUGUUGGGGAUGCCUCCUACUUACAUGAUUGAGCGGGGUAAAACCGCAUUCAAUUUUUGUAACAAGUCGAUGGGUCCUGAUGGGAAGAUGGUGUAUUCGUUAAAGACUAUGGAGCAGUACAGCCUAGAACAAGAUUGUACAGAGGCACCAUCGAAAAAGUAUUUUGUGGGGACGACAUUGGCAGAAGUGAUUUCAAGUUAUCCAGUCGUGAAGAAGGGAUUAUCGCAAAAGGAAAUCGAGAAGGAAAUGCAAAAUCGAUUGAGCUUUAUCGAUUUCUUGCAAGGUCUACUAGUCCUAAAUCCACUAGAACGCUGGAGUCCUCAACAAGCUAAAAUGCAUCCCUUCAUCACUGGUGAAAAGUUUUCUGGACGAUUCACUCCGCCCAUGCACGCCAUUCCUUCAAGUAGCUCUGGCCCUAGACCGAGAGCCACAACUAUAAACUCAGCCUCGUCGCAAGUACCUCCCGAGUUGCGUGGUAUAGUUGGACUACAGCAGCAGGGUACUAGUAAUCUCAGCAAGGCAUUGAAGGAGAAGAAGCCUACUGUAGUAACAGUCGACACUGAUGUGGGUAAUCGUGCAACUACUAUUGCUGCUGAGUUGGAUAAAGGUCGACCUCCAUUGUCACCAGAACGAGAGGAUGCAGUUGGAAGUGCUGCUUUGAAAGUAGCGCAGGGCAAGCAUGAACACUACAAACAGUCAUCUGUUGUGGUGCAGGAUGAUCGGCCAGCAUCUGGAGAUGCUCUGAGUGGUGCCAGUAGCGCUUCUGAUAAUGUUACUACAGUUAAAGCCGUAGUAGAACACGAUGAAUUCGACUUGGAAUCAGGACUUGAUCGAAGGCUGCAGUCAAUACAGGUAGCAGAUACUACUACGAGUGAUAAUAAGCUUGCUAAAGGUCAAUUGUCGGUCGAGUCGUCGCCAAUACCGUCGUCAUCAGAUGCUGGUGUUGCACCCGCUAGUCGAUUCCCUCGAGACGGUGUUCGCAAGAACCAAAGCGAACCGACACCAGCAGCUAUGGAAGAACUAGAUGCCAUUCAACAAUCGAGUGCUUUUUCGCUACGUAAAAUCAGAUCUGAAUCAGAGCCUAGUUUCAGUCCUAGUAUACAGGAGCCUGUUACUGCUACGACGACGACAACGACGACAAGUACGAAACGACAUUCGUAUGAUUCACAGGCUAAUCAUCCAAGGCAUGGUGCUACGGGAGAGAGGCCUUCACUGCCUUCUAGACUACCUAGUGCAGCAUCGAAUAUCUGGGAUCCAUUCGAGGACGUUGAAAGUGGAGCUCCCGUCACUCGUAGAGAUAGUAUGAGCAGCUCUCUCGCUAGUCUCUUCUCUGGCUUUAGUAGUAGGAGAGGAAGUGCUAGUGGUGCAGCAUCGAAAGGAGUGACGCCGCCUCGAUCGGGCUCGUUUUCGCUAUCGUCACAACAAAUAGUGGACAUAGGUAGCACGAACAGCAGUCCACGAAUAUCUAAUAGUAAUAGUAGCGUUACGAGUCCUCGAGUCUCUAGUGGUGUUUCUCAAUCAGAUUCGUAUUCGACUCCACCUGGAGUAUCACCGAGUGCCGGAUUAGGAAUAGGUCUGUUUAGCCCGGGAUAUGCAUACCCUACAGAGUCAACACCACGAUAUUCUUCAUCAACACCACCACCGCCAACACUUCCGCCACCCCCGAACGGAAGGUUCCCAUUAUCACCUAAUAUGAUUGCUGGUGCACCUCUGAGUAAUACACAACGGUAUCCUUCGCAGGGCUCUCUAGGAAGAGAGUAUGGACAUGUGGAUAGCAUAGCUUCUACUCAAUGGGCGUCGAAUCGUAACUUGCAUGCUGAGACGGGUUUAAUACCGGGCGGAUUUCCAGGAAUUGGGAGUCCUGAUGUCAAUAGUAGUACGACGGGCAGUACUAGCAAUACUAGUAUUGAUGAGACUGGUGGUAGCAGCGGUGGAGGUUUGCUGAGGCGGCAGCCGCCAAAGGAUGGUGAAUACGCCGCGUGA